Messenger RNA from Brassicogethes aeneus, 327 nucleotides. The record is from the annotation of a GenBank genome assembly. NCBI's taxonomy places the organism in Eukaryota, Metazoa, Arthropoda, Insecta, Coleoptera, Nitidulidae.
AUGUCUGACGAUGAUCCCUAUGCAGUGGCGGCAAAAAGUAAAUUAACAUUAAAGUCCGAUUCGGGAGUAAAGAAGAAGAAAAAGAAAAGUAAGAAACUUCUGGAACAAGUAACAAAAACUAUUGAGGAAGAAAAACAGGAACCCAAAAAGGUACAAACUAAAACUAAAGCAGAACUGGCGUUUUUACAACAGCAGGAAAAAAUGCAAACCAAACGUAUUUUGGAGAAAGCUUGCAUGACCCAUAAGGAAAGAGUUGAGAAGUUUAAUCAACAUUUAGAUGGAUUAACGGAACAUUUUGAUAUACCUAAAGUGUCAUGGACUAAAUAA